This is a messenger RNA of Lacerta agilis (Sand lizard), 12864 nucleotides long. RefSeq names its product utrophin (gene UTRN). Gene Ontology annotation, cellular component: plasma membrane. The record is from RefSeq and is a predicted model, not a curated record. Lineage: Eukaryota; Metazoa; Chordata; Lepidosauria; Squamata; Lacertidae. Gene Ontology annotation, molecular function: protein binding; zinc ion binding. The transcript has 76 exons. The coding region runs from base 105 to 10559 and encodes 3484 amino acids. Gene Ontology annotation, biological process: synaptic signaling.
AUUGGAGUCUGACUCGUAUUCAAAAGCAGGCUGGAGUGUGAGCAGUGUGGACAAAGAUUUUAAAUAAUUCUACUCAGGAAUUCUGAAGCUGGGGUGGAAAAAGGAUGGCCAAGGUUUUGGAUGAAGGACUAGAUGGAGGACGCAAUGAGUUUAGCAACAUCAUUAAAUCCCGAUCUGAUGAGCACAAUGACGUACAAAAGAAAACCUUCACAAAAUGGAUAAAUGCUCGCUUUUCUAAGUGUGGAAAACCGCCAAUAAAGGAUAUGUUCACAGAUCUCCGAGAUGGGAGGAGGCUUUUGGACCUUUUAGAAGGACUGACAGGAAAUCCAUUGCUGAAAGAACGUGGAUCCACAAGAGUCCAUGCCUUGAAUAAUGUCAACAAAGUACUUCAAGUUUUACAUCAGAACAAUGUGGAGCUGGUGAACAUAGGAGGGACGGACAUUGUUGAUGGAAAUCACAAACUGACCCUUGGCUUGUUAUGGAGUAUAAUUUUGCACUGGCAGGUUAAAGAUGUCAUGAAAGAUAUAAUGUCAGACUUGCAGCAAACAAAUAGUGAAAAGAUCCUCCUGAGCUGGGUGCGACAGUCUACCAGGCCUUACAGUGAGGUCAACGUUUUGAACUUCACCACAAGCUGGGCAGAUGGGCUUGCUUUCAACGCUGUGAUCCACAGGCACAAGCCCGAGCUCUUUAGUUGGGAUAAAGUAACUAAAAUGGCUCCAGUUGACAGACUAGAACAUGCCUUCAACAUAGCCAAAAAUCGCCUGGGGAUAGAAAAAUUGUUAGAUCCUGAAGAUGUUGCUGUACAGCUUCCUGAUAAGAAGUCCAUUAUCAUGUACUUGACAUCCUUGUUUGAGGUCCUCCCUCAGCAAGUUACCAUGGAAGAUAUUCGAGAAGUGGAGACUCUUCCAAGGAAAUACAAAAAGGAAUGUGAAGAAGGGGACAUACAGAUGAGUGAAACAGCAGAAGAUGACUAUGGAGGUUCAAGAGCAGAAACUCCCAGCACUGUGACUGAAGUUGAUAUGGACUUGGACAGCUACCAAGUAGCUCUGGAAGAAGUUCUCACAUGGCUGCUCUCUGCCGAGGAUACAUUCCAAGAACAGGAAGUCGUAUCUGAUGAUGUUGAGGAAGUCAAGCAACAAUUUGCUACACACGAAGCUUUUAUGAUGGAGUUGACAGCACACCAGAGCAGUGUGGGUAGUGUGCUGCAGGCUGGCAAUCAAUUGUUAGCCCAGGGCAAUCUUUCAGAGGAGGAGGAAAGUGAAAUCCAGGAACAAAUGUCAUUGCUGAAUUCCAGAUGGGAGGCUCUCAGAGUGGACAGUAUGGAUCGGCAGUCCCACCUCCAUGAUGUAUUGAUGGAGCUACAGAAGAAACAACUGCAACAGCUGUCCGACUGGCUGACUGUUACAGAAGGACGCAUUCAAAAGAUGGAAUCUCAGUGCUUCGCUGAAGACUUGGAGUCCUUUCAACAGCAGAUGGAUGAACAUAAAGGGCUACAAAAUGAUCUUGAAGCAGAGCAGGUUAAAGUAAACUCAUUGACUCACAUGGUGGUCAUCGUUGAUGAAAACAGUGGUGAAAGUGCCACAGCUAUCCUAGAAGAUCAACUGCAGGUGCUUGGUGAACGAUGGACAGCAGUUUGUCGCUGGACUGAGGAACGGUGGCUCAAACUACAAGAGCUCAAUAUCUUAUGGCAGGAGCUAUUGGAAGAGCAGUGUUUGUUGAAAGCCUGGCUAAUUGAGAAAGAAGAGAAUUUAAACCAAGUGCAGACAAGCAACUUCAAAGAUCAAAAAGAGCUUGGUGUGAAUGUUCGAAGGCUGGCAAUUCUCAAAGAAGAUAUGGAAAUGAAGCGUCGAACAUUAGAACAGCUGAAUGAGAUAUCCCAAGAUGUGGCACAACUUCUCAACAACAAGAAGGCACUGAAGAGAAUUGACAGCGAUCUGGAAGAACUUACACAGAAGUGGGACAAUUUAGUUCAGAAACUUGAGGAUUACUCCACUCGGGUUACUCAGGCAGUUGCAAAUGCUGAGCCGGCCCAGAUUUCACAGAAAGUAAUCACAGAAACCGUCCUUUUCAAAGAGCAAAGAACAGCUAAACAUCCCAAAGAGGAAGAAUUUGCCCCACCUCUACAUCCACCAAAGAAAAGACAAGCCUGCCUUGAUUCUGAAGCAAAGAAAAAGCUUUAUUCUGAAAUUGCUGAGCUGUUGAACUGGAUUUUGAAAUCAAAAGCUGCCAUUCAGGCCAUAGAGAUCAAAGAGUACUGGAAGAUGAGAGAGACUUCAGACAUGAAAGAGAAACUGAAGGCAAUAGAAAAAGAAAGGACUGAAAAAAAGAGAACAUUGAAUGAACUGAACCAGGUUGGAGAAAAUCUGAUGGACCAAAUGAGAAAAGAAGGGCUUCCUACUGAAGAUGUAGCAAAUGCCCUCGAGAAGCUGUUGGCAGAGUGGAAAAGGGCAGCCUGGCACUUGGAGGAAGCUGCAAGAAAAGUGCAAUGCCAGGAUGAAGUAAACAUUUAUUUUAGGGAAAUGGGUGAGCUUGAUAAGACUUUGAGUGAAAAAGAAUUAUGGCUGAAAGAAAACUCUGCUUCUUCAUUGCAACAGCAACCUUUGACAACUCUAAAGGAGUUGUGCCAGAGGGAACACACUCACCUAUUAAGUCUGAGUCCCCGGAUUGAACAGCUGAAAACCCAGGGCAAGGUUCUUGCAUCCCAGCCGGGUGCUCCAGACUUUAUUGAGGAAAACAUAAAGUCUUUGAAUGAUCGCUUCAAGUCUGCUCAACAGAAACUGGAGGGUCUGUCACAGCAAGUGAAGAAAGAAUUGGAAAGCCAGCCUUCCAAGGACUAUUUGGAUGCUUUGAAAAAACUGAAGGGUGAGCUGAAUGAUUUGGAAAGCAAGGCACAAUCUGUCAUGAAUACAGUGAAUGACUUUAGUAAAGUUGAGAGAGCCUUGCAGCAGACAAAGACUAUCUGUGAAACUCUGGAAAAUCACAAAAGUGUGGUUGAUAAACUUGCUGCCGACACACAAGUCUUAGAGAAGCAUAUUUCUUCUGAAAAAUCAAAGCUCUACAAGCAAGAAUUCAAGUGUUUGCAGGGAUACAGGGACAAGUUAAAUACGAAGGUUUCUAAAGAUGUUCACCUACUGGAAGAAAUUAUUUCCAAAUUGAGAAUAUUUGAGACGGAUUCAAAACUGGUUCAAAAGUGGCUGGAUGGUGUAAAAGACUUCUUAAUGAAAGAGCAAGCUAUUCAAAGGGAUCCUGAAGGCCUUCAGAGACAGCUUGAUCAAUGCAUGCUGUUUGUUACUGAAAUGGAGAAGACUGAGUUGUCCUUAAAGGAGAUGAAAGAAAUAGACUCUGCUUUAAGAGGCCAGCCAGUUAAUGCCUGGGUGAAAUCUAAGCUGACAGAUGUCCAGUCACAAUGGGAGAGACUCAGCAAGCAGAUCAUUAGUCAGAAAAAUCAAUUAUCCGAAAGUCAAGAAAAAGCUGUAAACCUCAAAAAGGAUUUGACAGAGAUGCAAGAAUGGAUGACUCAGGCCGAAGAAGAAUAUUUGGAGAGAGAUUUUGAAUACAAGAAUCCAGAUGAGCUGGAAAAUGCUGUGGAUGAAAUGAAGAGAGCAAAAGAGGAUGUGCUACAGAAAGAAGUGCGGGUGAAAAUUCUGAAAGACAACAUUAAGAUGUUAGCUGCUAAACUGCCAUCUGGUGGUCAGGACUUAACAACUGAGCUUAACCUUGUAUUGGAGAAUUACCAGCUACUCUGCAACAGAAUCCGGGGGAAAUGCCACACUUUGGAGGAAGUCUGGUCUUGCUGGAUUGAGCUGCUCCACUAUCUGGAUCUAGAAACAGCCUGGCUGAAUACUUUGGAGGAAAGGAUGAAAAGCACUGAAAACUUGCCAGAUAAAGUGGAUGCUGUCAAUGAAGCCCUUGAGUCAUUGGAAUCUGUCCUUCGCCAUCCAACUGAUAACCGGACUCAAAUUCGGGAACUUGGCCAAACGUUGAUUGAUGGAGGGAUCCUUGAUGAAAUCAUCAGUGAAAAAUUGGAAGCUUUCAACGCCCGCUAUGAAGAAUUAAGCCAUGUGGCAGUGAGCAGACAAAUUUGCUUGGAACAGCAGCUUCAGACAAUGCGGGAAACCGAGCACAUGUUGCAAGUCCUACAAGAAAGCUUGAAGGAUCUGGAUAGGCAGCUAACUUCGUACUUGACCGACAGAAUAGAUGCCUUCCAAAUGCCACAGGAGGCACAGAAAAUCCAAACUGAAAUUGCUGCUCAUGAAUCCACUUUGGAAGAGCUGAGAAAGAAUGUGCGGUCGUUGAUGCCAGCCUCCCCAGAAUGCAGAUCUCCUCGUAGUGGGUCUCAAUUGGAUGCCUUGCAGAGGAAACUGCGGGAGGUAUCCACAAAGUACCAGCUUUUCCAGAAACCAGCGAACUUUGAGCAACGUAUGCUGGAUUGUAAACGGGUUCUGGAUAGUGUAAAGGCUGAUCUCCAUGUCUUGGAUGUGAAGGAUAUUGACCCAGAUGUAAUUCAGUCUCACUUCGAUAAGUGCAUGAAACUCUACAAGACUCUCAGUGAAGUAAAGCUUGAAGUGGAAACAGUAAUCAAAACAGGAAGGCAAAUUGUACAGAAACAACAAACAGAUAACCCUAAGAGCAUGGAUGAACAACUGACAGCAUUGAAAUUUCUAUACAAUGAUCUGGGUGCACAGGUCACUGAAGGGAAGCAAGAUUUGGAGCAGGCAUUGCAGCUGUCAUGUAAGCUCAAGGAAGUCUCUCUUUCCUUGUCGAAAUGGCUAGAGGCUACAGAGGCUGAGUUGGUGCACAAGUCUACCUCAGAGAGUUUGCUUACUGAUCUGGACACUGAAAUCGCAUGGGCUAAAAAUGUGCUGAGAGAACUGGAAAGGAAGAAGGUUGAUCUUAACAGUGUAACAGAGAGUAGCGCUGUACUUCAGACCUUAGUGGAAGGCAGUGAGACGACUUUGGAGGAAAAGCUCUGUGUUCUUAAUGCUGGAUGGAGUAGAGUCCGAACUUGGACGGAAGAUUGGUGCAAUACGCUUUUGAAUCACCAAAGUCAACUGGAGAUUUUUGAUGAGAAUGUCGCCCACAUAAGCACUUGGCUGUACCAAGCUGAAGCCCUGUUGGAUGAGAUUGAGAAAAAGCCAGCCAGCAAGAAAGAAGAGACAGUGAAGCGUCUAACAUCAGAAUUGGAUGAUGUUAGUCUCAGAGUAGAUAAUGUGCGUGACCAAGCUAUUAUCCUGAUGAAUGGCCGUGGUGUGUCAUGCCGUGAGCUGGUAGAGCCCAAGCUGGCUGAACUGAACAGGAACUUUGAGAAGGUAUCGCAGCACAUCAGAAGUGCUAAGAUGCUUUUCAGUCAGGAGGCUCAUAAAGUGUUUGUCAAGCAAGGGACCCAUGGAAUUGCAGUGGAUUCUGCAGACACUGAUACAUUCGAAAGUGAGUUACAGGACAUGCUGAAGGUUGUAGAGAAGCACAUGGAAUCAAAGGAAGAUGAUGAAAAGUUGGACGAAGAGAGGGCUCAAAUUGAGGAUGUUCUACAAAAAGGUGAAAAGAUACUGCAACAACCAAUGGAAGAGAGCAGGCAUGAGAGAAUUCGUUUGCAGCUUCUGCUGCUGCAGACCAGGCAAAGCAGCGCUAAGGAACUUAGGUCAUUACAAAGGAGACAGGUGGUGGAGCUCUCCCCUUCAUUCUCCCAAUAUAAGACAGAACAAGACAGUCAUUUGCACUGGCUCAAUGAGACUGAUGGAAGCCUUUCUGGAACAGAAGAAGCAGAAAAUGAGGGGAGGUUGCAGGCAGUCUUGCAGAAGAUUCAAGGUCCCCUCUCAUCAACAAUGAGGGCAUCUCCAUUCCCUGCAGAAUACCUGGUUGAAAUUAACAAGAUUUUGCUGGCUAUAGCUGAUGCUGAACUCUUGCUGAAUGCUCCGGAACUUCAUUCUAGUGUCUACGAAGGUUUUUCUACUCAGGAAGAUUCAUUAAAGAACAUAAAAGACAUGUUGGACAAACUUGGGGAUCAGAUUGCAGUCAUUCAUGAAAAACAUCCAGAUGUUAUAUUGGAAGCAUCUGGAUCUGAGGCUGUUCAAAUAGCAGAUUCUCUAAUCCAACUGAAUGCAGAAUGGGACAGAAUUAACAGGAUGUACAGUGAUCGUAAAUGUUGCUUUGAUAAGUCUGUGGAAGAGUGGAGACAGUUCCAUUGUGAACUCAACGAUCUCUCCCAGUGGUUAGCAGAAGCGGAAGGGUUGCUUGCCGAGGCCCAAACUCAAGAUGGCGGCCUGGACUUAGAAAUGGCAAAGAUACACCAGCAGGAACUUGAAGAGGGAGUCAGCAGCCAUCAGACCAGCUUUUCGACAUUGAACAGAACAGGAGAAGGAAUUGUACAGAAGCUCUCUACUACAGAUGGAAGCUUCCUGAAGGAGAAACUAGCAGGGUUAAAUAAUCGCUGGAAAGCCAUCACUGCUGAAGUUAUGGAAAGACAACAGAGUUUGCGCCUUAGACUGAAAGGAGAGAAUCAACCAUUACUAGACUUCACAAGAAACCUAGAUGAAUUUAGUUGCUGGCUGGAAAACAUAGAAAAUGCACAGGGAGAGAAGCCUACAAUCAGCCAUGAAGAAAAUCUGAAGGAAUUAAUGGGCUUGAUCGAGGAGAUGGACAUGCAAGGAGAAAAACUUAAGUGGCUAAACAAGAAUGAACCUGAGCUGAUUUCAAAUAAAAGUAUUGGGCCGAGAGAGAGAGAGAACAUUUCUGAUAGACUGAGGACCCUGAAUAUUAAGUGGAAGAAGGUGUUCAGAGAAGCACCCAACAGAGCGAGAGAACUGGAGGCCCAUGUUCAUCAACUUCAUCUGGUGCCACAGACAAUGCCACCUGGUUACCCUGUUCUCCAAAAGAUGGUGCUAGUGUCCUCUGCCUCUGAAAAUGUUGCUCAAACUCAGCAGGCUUUGGAAAUUUCUGCACCUGCUGAUCUGGAUAAAACUACAACAGAACUGGCUGACUGGUUGGCACUGAUUGACCAGAUGCUCAAGUCCAACAUAGUUACUGUGGGAAAUGCUGAAGAAAUCAAUCGGACAAUCGCACGCAUGAAAAUAACAAAAGAAGACUUAGAACAUCGGCAUCCCCGGCUGGAUUUUGUUUUUACCUUGGCUCAGAAUCUGAAAAACAAAACAUCAAGUUCUGACGUUAGGACAGCAAUCACAGAGAAACUGGAGAAAGUUAAGAACCAAUGGGAUAGUACACAACAUGGGGUAGAAGUACGUCAGCAGCAGUUAAAACGUAUGCUUUCUGACAGCAUGAAGUGGGAUGACCAGAAGCAAGAAAUGGAAAAGCUAAUUGGACAAUAUGAGAUCCACCUGCAUGCCCUUCUGCAGUCUCCUAAAGAGAAGCUCACCAAGCAGAUUUCUGAAAACAAAAUGUUACUACAGGAUCUAGAUAAAGGGGAUACCAAGAUGAGUCAAUUCAAUGAUCUAUCAAACAAACUUCUUCAAGACUACAGUGGUGAUGACACAAGAAAAGUGAAGGAAAUAAUGGAUCACUUGAAUACCUCAUGGAUCAACUUGAAACAAAGAACAUCUAAUAGGCAGAAUGCUUUGGAGGCUGAGCUGAAGGCGGUGCAUGCCUUGCUCAAAGACCUUGAAAGUUUCCUCAAGUGGAUACAAGAAGCAGAAGCUACAGUUAACGUGCUUGCAGACGCAUCACAACGAGAACGCGCUGCUCAGGACAGUGCUUCUGGAAGAGAACUGAAAAAGCAGAUAGAGGACAUCCAGGCUGAAAUUGAUGCCCACAAUGACAUCUUCAAAAGCAUUGAUGGAAACAGGCAGAAGAUGGUAAAAGCCUUGGGAAACACUGAUGAGGCUGCGCUGCUCCAGCACCGCAUUGAUGACAUGAACCAGCGCUGGAAUGACCUGAAAGCAAAGUCUGCUAGUAUCAGGGCUCACUUAGAGGCAAGUGCAGAGAAGUGGAAUAAGUUGCUGUCAUCACUGGAAGAGUUUAUCAAAUGGCUGAACCUGAAAGAUGAAGAGAUAAAGAAGCAGAUGCCUAUUGGUGGGGAUGUUCCAGCAUUACAGUUACAGCAUGACCACUGCAAAGCACUAAGGCGUGAGUUGAAGGAUAAAGAGCAAGCCAUUUUGAAUGCUGUAGACCAAGCACGAGUGUUCCUUGCUGAUCAACCAAUCGAAGGCCCCGAAGAACCAAGAAAAAACGUGCAUUCAAAGUCAGAGCUGACCCCUGAAGAGAAAGCACAGAAGAUUGCCAAAGCUAUGCGUAAGCAGUCUGUGGAAGUGAAAGAGAAGUGGGAAAGCCUAAAUACCUGUGCCAGCAGUUGGCAGAAGCAAGUAGACAAAGCGCUGGAGAAACUGAAGGACUUGCAGUGUUCUAUGGAUGACCUAGAUGUUGACUUGAGAGAGGCAGAAAAUGUGCUAAAUGGUUGGAAACCCGCUGGAGAUAUACUGAUGGAUUCAUUACAGGAUCACAUUGAUAAAACAACAGCCUUUAGAGAAGAAAUUGCACCAAUCAACUUGAAAGUUAAAGCAGUUAAUGAUUUAUCCAGUCAAUUCUCUCCACUUGACCUUCAUCCAUCCUUAAAGAUAUCGCGACAGCUGGAUGAUCUCAAUAUGCGCUGGAAACUUUUACAGAUAUCUGUAGAGGAUCGCCUUAAACUGCUACAGGAAGCACACUGGAACUGUGGACCCACAUCUCAAAAUUUUCUGUCCACCUCUGUUCAGCUACCAUGGCAGAGAUCAGUUUCACAUAACAAAGUUCCAUACUACAUCAAUCAUCAGACACAGACAACCUGCUGGGAUCACCCUAAAAUGACCGAGCUGUUCCAGUCAUUAGCUGAUUUGAACAACGUGCGCUUUUCUGCUUACCGCACAGCCAUUAAAAUCCGGAGGCUACAGAAGGCAUUGUGCUUGGACUUGUUGGACUUAAAUACAACAAAUGAAGCUUUCAAGCAGCACAAGCUGACUCAAAACGACCAGCUCCUUGGUGUUCAGGAUGUAGUCAGCUGCCUCACUACGAUUUACAGCGGAAUGGAAGAGAAGCACAAGGAGUUGGUGAACGUUCCAGUGUGUGUAGAUAUGUGUCUCAACUGGCUGUUGAAUGUUUAUGACACUGGUCGAACUGGAAAAAUCAGAGUGCAGUCCCUGAAGAUUGGCUUGAUGUCUCUUUCUAAGGGCCUUCUUGAGGAGAAGUAUAGAUAUCUUUUUAAGGAAGUGGCAGGGCCUACAGAAAUGUGUGAUCAGAGGCAACUUGGGUUAUUGCUUCAUGAUGCCAUCCAAAUUCCACGACAACUUGGUGAAGUAGCUGCUUUCGGAGGCAGUAAUAUAGAACCCAGCGUCCGCAGCUGUUUUCAGCAGAAUAACAACAAGCCAGAAAUUGGUGUAAAGCAGUUCAUAGACUGGAUGCAUCUCGAGCCACAGUCCAUGGUGUGGCUGCCUGUUCUACACCGAGUGGCAGCUUCAGAAACAGCGAAGCAUCAGGCGAAGUGCAAUAUCUGCAAGGAAUGCCCAAUUGUUGGCUUUAGAUAUCGGAGCCUGAAACAUUUCAACUACGAUGUCUGUCAGAGUUGUUUCUUUUCUGGUCGUACAGCAAAGGGUCAUAAAUUGCAUUACCCGAUGGUGGAGUACUGCAUACCAACAACAUCGGGGGAAGAUGUACGAGAUUUCACCAAAGUGCUAAAGAACAAGUUCCGGUCAAAGAAAUAUUUUGCUAAACACCCACGGCUUGGCUACCUACCAGUGCAAACUGUUCUAGAAGGUGACAAUUUGGAGACUCCUAUUACACUCAUCAGUAUGUGGCCAGAGCAAUAUGAUCCCUCCCAGUCUCCCCAGCUAUUUCAUGACGACACACACUCCAGGAUAGAGCAGUAUGCCAAUAGACUGGCCCAGAUGGAACGGACCAAUGGUUCUUUGUUCACAGAUGGUAGCUCCACCACAGGAAGUGUGGAAGAUGAGCAUGCCCUUAUCCAGCAGUAUUGCCAGACUCUGGGAGGGGAGUCACCUGUGAGUCAGCCACAGAGCCCAGCACAGAUCUUGAAAUCGGUGGAAAAGGAAGAACGAGGAGAGCUUGAGCGCAUCAUUGCUGACCUUGAAGAGGAACAAAGGAUGCUGCAAAUCGAAUAUGAGCAACUAAAGGAACAGCAUCUUCGGAGAGGAAUUAAUGCACCUAGCUCACCGCCAGACUCGGCUGUUUCACCACAGCACACGUCUGAAGAUGCUGAACUCAUUGCAGAGGCCAAACUUUUAAGGCAACACAAAGGCCGACUGGAGGCAAGAAUGCAGAUUUUGGAAGAUCACAACAAGCAGCUGGAAUCUCAACUUCACAGACUACGGCAGUUGCUUGAGCAGCCCGAAACAGAUUCCAGAGUUAAUGGAGGCUCUUCCUGCACUUCACCUCAGCAUUCUGGCCUCAGCUAUUCACCUGAUGAGGAGGCCACUUCACAGUUUAAUCCGACAGGUGUAGAUGACUUGUUAGUCCCACCUCAUGACACUAGCACAGAUCUAACAGAAGUCAUGGAACAAAUCAACAGCACAUUUCCAGCUUGCCGCACAAAUCUUGCCGGCAGACCGCAGGCAAUGUGAAGUUUUCUGUUUUGAAGACUGCCUACUCUUCCUGACAUUAAAUGCAACUCCUUUUCUACAAAUGCCAAUAUCAAGUUCCAAUAAUCAUACGGCUGCAUGGGACCUUGUAACAUACUGUUAGCUUUGUGUGUUCUUACUUCAAAUAGGAAAACACUUGAACUACCCAAAGAUGAGGAUGUUGUGGUUUUAUAUAAUAUUGUGUGUGUUUCCCCCCUCCUCUUUCCCUUUCUAUGCAACUGUAAAUUAACAAACCGUGGAGUAUUUCAAAAUGGUUACACAAAUGUCACUGAUUUAUAUAAUAUACAACAUCAGGAAAGGGGGUGGGGGGUUUAUAUCCAUUCUCUUUUGAUAUUGCUAAAGUGAACUGCAUACUGAGUUUGGAGCAAAGAGUUACAUUUUUACAUUCCUUUGGGCUUGUUGCAUUUACUGUUCCAAGUAACUUCUCUUCCAACACAUACCAUUCUGCACAGGUUAUUUAUACUUAGCCUAAUAGUUUCAAAACAUGGACAAAAUAUCAGCUUUUAUAACCCUCACAGCCCCUAGUAUUUGACAAAUAGCAUUUCUGGCUGCCUAUGAGCACAUGAGACUCUAUUUUGCCCCAGCUAACCUCAUUCAACUGCAGUAGCUGUUGGCACUAGAAUGGCAUUUUAAUGGAUUCUUUGUCCCAACUGAAUGCAGACUGAUCUUUUCCAUCCAGGCUUUGUUUUUACUUUAAAAUGUGAGCUAAGCUGCAUUUUGACUUAAUAAAAUCAUUCUGAAUAUACAUUAUUUCUAUUAUGGGGGGGGGCAAGGACAUUAUGGUCUAAAUGUGCCAAAUUUUGUGAAGUCCUAUUGUGUAAAUCACCCAGUGCAAUGGCUCAGAUCGACUUGAAAUUAUUUUAUUCUCCUUUUUGGUAGUGUUAAUAAAUGAAGGAGCUCUGACUAGCUUAAUGGUAAAGUGUUCUGCCUUUAUAUCAGAAAGGUUGUCUGCCCUGGAUAACUUCAAUCAGUAUCAACUUGUGCACAUUUUCAAUGGCUCCCUUAACAUCAUGUUAAAGGCAGAGAAAACUCUGGGGAAGUUCAGCCAUACUUCAAGUAAGUAGCUGUGCACUUUCCUUCACUGGUGCAUUUUCGGAUUUGCAUGGGUAUCUGCUUUCAUUACCAAAAAUAAAAACCAUUUGCUCAGUAAGAUGUGCAACGAACAUCUCUGGAGCAUCCAAAUAGCGCUGGAGAAAUUCAACUCUGAUUUUUUGGGGAUGGAGAAAAGCAGGGAGGAAUUCUGCAUUGCGUAAAAGUGAUCAUUCAGUGAGGGCAAGUGUUUUGGUUUGCCAGACAGAACGAUCCCCACAACUCCUACCCCCAUGCACUGUUCUGGGGGGUCCUGCUGAUCCCCCUGCAAGCCAAUUUCCCAAGAGGAGCUGAAGGCCUUGCACUGAUGGGACUCAGUUGAAUCAUGCCUCUAAUGUUUGCUUGCCUUCUGCAAGGGGACGCAUAACAGAAUAAUGACUCCAUAAUGAUCCCAUAGUAGGAGCAGUAAUACUCCUGGCAUGGUGUUUACUUCUCCUAAUAAAAUGUCACUGUAACCACUCACUUCUCCCGUCUCUUAAGCAGUGCUGUUAAUACUAACAGCUAUGCUCAGAGGUAUUAUGAGGCUAAAAUUAGGUAAUAUAUGUUACGUACUCUGACUCAAAGUGCUAUCUAAAUGAAAAGUAUUUUUUUUAGCGGGGGGGGGGGGGGGGAUGUUGCCAAAAGCAAGAAACAGAAAAGCAGGUUAAUAUGUGGAUUUUUCAUCUAGAAAGAAAUAUAUUUUGGUAUAGAUAUUUUGAGAAGGAAAAAUGUUUUGCAGAAAAGGAAAGCCAUGACCACCUUUCUACCUCAAAUCCAUUUUUUUUUUUUUUUAGUAUUUACUUUUGGAAACCACUCGAUGUUCUGGUUUUUGCAAGGUAUUUUAUUUUACCAGGUCACAUCAAAGCAAAAGCAGCAACAAAAAAUUAGCCCCCUUUUAAAACAUUUUAGCUAAAAAAAUCCCAGUAAUGGAUAUGAUGGGCUUUUUGUUAUGACUGAAAGGUUAUGUAUGAAUUGUUUUUCUGCCUGUGUUUGUAUGUAAAUUCUGUCCUCUGCUGUCAAGUAAAAGCUACUUAAAACCUUACAUUGUAAUAUUCUUCCUCCGAGAUACUGAUAAAUAAAAGGAAUACAUUGCAGUAACAUCUCAAAACAAAGUAUGUAGUUCUUUUGAAUUUUGUGGUAUUAAACUAUCACACUUCCCUUUUCUAAUCUGGUUACAUGGUAUGACUUUCACUCUGAAUAAAAUUAAUUUUUAAGUGAA